GUUUCAAUACACAAUUUAAAAAAAUGGAAAGUCUGUUUAGUUUAGAAUAUUUAAUUUAGUAACUCAAUACAAAACCAAUAGCUGGUAAUACGAAAAAUCGUAUUGAGAAAUUUAUAGAAAUAUUAGAUAAACCUAAGAUUAAUUUGAAUGAAUUGAGAAAGCUUUCAAAUUUAGGUGUGCCUGAUGAUAUUAAGGGCUUAAGAUCGUUGGUUUGGAAGUUAUUGUUAGGGUAUCUUCCAGCAGAGAGGACGAAAUGGAAUUCUACAAUUACUACAAAUAUUUAGAAUUAUGAGUAAUUUUGUAUGGAUUUGAUAAAAUCAAAAUUACAAAAACAAAUGACCGAAUCGAAUGAAUAUGAAGAUUAAGAAAAUAAAUAAAAUAUAAAAAAAGAUCAUCCAUUAAGCAAAUCAUAAUAAUCUAUUUGGAAAAGCUUUUUUGAUGAUUAAGUAAUAUGGGAAGAAGUAGAAAAAGACACAGUAAGAACAAGAGCAGAAUUAUCUUUCUUUGUUUCUCCAACAUAGAUACCUAAUAAAUAUCCAGUUUAUUUUCGAACUUAAUGUAGAAGAGAAAGGAGAUUGUAAUAAGAUUAUGAACAUCGACAUUAUGAUGUAUUAACAAGAAUUUUAUUUAUUUAUGCAAAGUUAAAUCCAGCAAUCAGAUACGUGGUAUUAAUUUAUAUUUAUUCAAGCAAGGAAUGAAUGAAAUAUUAGCUCCAUUAUAUUAUGUAUUCUAUAGUGAUACAAAUGAAUUAUUUUUAUAAUCUGUUGAAAGUGAUGCAUUUUUCUGUUUUACAAUAUUUAUGGCUGAUGCUAAAGAAAGGUAUUAUCUAAAUAUAGAAUAUUAGUUUUUUGCGUUCACUAGAUGACUCAUAAGAUGGAAUUAAGUAUAAAAUGAAUAAAUUAAAUGAAUUGUUAAGAAUUCAUGAAAUUGAAAUAUGGGAUAAUUUAUAAAAAUAAGGGGUUCAUCCUCAAUUUUAUAGUUUAAGAUGGAUAAUGUUAUAUCUGACUUAAGAAUUUGAAUUACAUGGCGUUUUUCUCUUAUGGGACAGUAUAUUAAGUCAUUUUGAUAAAAAUAAAUAUUUGCUUUACUUAUGUCUGAGCAUUCUAAAAGAGUUAAAGCCUUCUUUGUUAGGAGAUGAUUUUACAGAUAUAAUGGAGGGAUUAUAGAAAGUAGGUAAAAUUGAGGUUGAAAAGAUCUUAUAAAUAGCAUCCCAGAUAUAUCAACCUAAUUGA
Paramecium sonneborni is the source of this 1232-nucleotide messenger RNA. The record is from the annotation of a GenBank genome assembly. Lineage: Eukaryota; Ciliophora; Oligohymenophorea; Peniculida; Parameciidae.